Messenger RNA from Penicillium antarcticum, 2478 nucleotides. RefSeq lists its product as uncharacterized. The record is from RefSeq and is a predicted model, not a curated record. Lineage: Eukaryota; Fungi; Ascomycota; Eurotiomycetes; Eurotiales; Aspergillaceae. Bases 1 to 2478 code for a protein of 825 amino acids. The transcript is spliced from 3 exons.
AUGGCCGAUAUGGAUACCGAUAAGCCCGACAUGAUGUCGUCAGACGAGGAGGGUUUCGUCUCUAGCGAAAGCACCGCCUCAAUGGAGCUCGAAUCCGAUGCCAAGAAAAACCUCACUCUCGCGCUGGGCAAGCUGCGUUUGGAACAAGAGGACGUCAACCGACUCUCCUAUCAGGGCGCUACCCCAUCGACUUCCCGCACGGAAGACCGAAGUCAAACGCCUCCAGAUCUCAAGAUGCCAAAAAAGCCACGACUGUUACUGGAUUUGCCGCUGGACGUGUUGAAGGAGAUUAUUAAAGAGGUCACGCAUACAAAUGACUUGACAUCGCUGGCCCUUACAUGCUCCGCUCUCCAUGGGUUGGCCAUUCCGCAUAUGUACUCACGAUUCGACAUCGUCUGGCCAGAGUCCCUGAACCCAUCAACCGCGGACUAUUCGGGGGUAGAUGCGCUGUCUUAUGGCCUGUCGACAUUGGUAAUGGGCGAGGAUGUGUUUAGCCGGCUGCCAAGGUUCCAAGAAAGACUGUCGGGCAAUUGUACGCACUGCGGCUGUGAUUGCCAGCAAAGUACGAGUUCUCAACAUUCGGAGAAUCAAGUCGGUGGGCGGUCGCGGCGAGGGAAUCAUUAUGCGCAAUACACUCGCACCUUUUCCAUUGGAAACGGUCCACUGAGCUGGGUCCAGGAAUACUCAGUAACCAAAGAAGUGGGCAAGAUGCUAGGGACGCUCGUUGCCCUGGCUGUUGCGCGGAUGGUCAACCUGGAGGCCUUCGUCUGGGACAUGCCGACUGGAGUGGUUCGUGAAAUCUGGUUGGCGCUUGCGUCUUUGGCAGAUCGGCCCGGACAUGAAUGUCGCUUGGAGCGCAUCUGGGUUCGUUGGCAUGAUAACUCAGAGAACGCUUUACGCAACCUGUCUGCACCGGCAACGAGGCUCUUUCAGAAAUACAAACAUGUCGAACACCCUUCGCUGUCUGUAUUGCCUCCGCUCAAUAGCGUGGCUGUCCUUGACAUAGAUGAACCGGCGUAUGUUGAAGAGCUGGCACUUCUCCUUGAGAAAUCGCGCCAUCGCCUGACUGAGCUCCGAAUUGGCAUUGCCGGAAAAGCCCACAUGAGCGCGUGGCUGCUGUGUGGAACAAACUCGGAGUCUGCAUCGAGUUGGCCUCGCGCAGAUGGUAUCUUGGGAAUACUGAAACGGCGCAGCUUGUCUGAUCAUCGGGACGAAGUUACUCCAGCUUGCCAUAUCAAAGGUUCGAUGCCACCGAACAGCGCAACCGACGUUGCCCCCAAGUGGUCGACUGUUGCUGAGAGCGAGGAACCCGCUUCGCAAGCAGAGCAGCCAUUCAUCAGUACCAACGAGGACAAGAUACAGCCACAAGAUUCAACUUUGCCCAAUCGAACGACUCAUUCGCCUGCGAACUCCUUUGAAGCUGAUUCUGACAUGCUUAGUCUCAAUGUCCUCGAGUUGGAACGAGUUCCAUUGCAUGUGCCCACCCUGUUGCCAGCUGUUGAUUGGACAAAACUCACCACCCUAACCGUCAUGCAAUGUGUUGACCAUGAAAAACUGUGGCGGGCUCUUCGCCGGAAAUAUGCACCUUCUCCAGUACCGGUUAGGCGCCAAUCUAAUCCAGAUUCCCGGUUCACUGAAAGCCUGCUUGACUUCCCGCUUAAUCUGAAACACAUUCGCACGGACAAUGUUUCGCCGUAUCUCAUUCUCUUCAUCAAAGAUGCAUUGGCACCGAAUACAUUGGAGAGUAUCUUUCUGCAUGAGGCGCCGGGUCACGAAUCUUCUGUGCAAAUCGAUGCCAUUUACCGGCACAUCCUGCGAAAGCAUCGCAAGAGUCUGCGUAAGGUUCUCAUCGAUGGCACUGAUCGCAAGAUUGGAAGUGGGUAUUCAUCUACGCGGUGGUAUAAGUGGAUGUUCACUCAUGACAUGAUAUCAUUUGUUACGAGCGGGAAAAUGCCGCAGCUGAAGGAGCUCGGCAUGGCGAUGAAUUAUGCAGAUUGGCAUUUCUUUCUCCAGAGAUUGCCUAAUAUGCCGCAGCUUCGAGCUUUGUACCUACCGAACAUCUGCAACACUGUCCAUCGUGAUCUGAAGGAGUUAGCACUCCAAGUCCUGGAUAUCGUCAGCAUCCGCCCAGAUCUCAAAAUCGCCUACCUUGGCCUUCAUAUCAAGUGCUUCCAAAUUCUCGAAGCCAGACAUGAUGACAAUCCUGCCGAUUUCGACGACAACCCCACGGUGGACAACUCCCCGGCGACUACCGAGGAGGAUGAAGAUCACGACCCCUCAGCCAACGAUAACCACUUCACCGAAGACCACAGUGACGACGAAUCCUUCAAGGGAGAUACUCUUUCCAGCAACCCCGAAGACUAUGACACCGACCCAGACGAGGACCAGAACACCUCGCGCAUCUAUUACCGACUGCAGGAGAUUCUGUUCUAUGACGAGAAGGUGUCCAUUUUCAAGGCACGACACGGUGUUUUAUGA